Camarhynchus parvulus is the source of this 2753-nucleotide messenger RNA. RefSeq names its product neuronal vesicle trafficking associated 1 (gene NSG1). Gene Ontology annotation, biological process: endosomal transport; clathrin coat assembly; G protein-coupled dopamine receptor signaling pathway. The record is from RefSeq and is a predicted model, not a curated record. The transcript has 5 exons. Lineage: Eukaryota; Metazoa; Chordata; Aves; Passeriformes; Thraupidae. The coding region runs from base 238 to 795 and encodes 185 amino acids. Gene Ontology annotation, cellular component: membrane; endosome. Gene Ontology annotation, molecular function: clathrin light chain binding.
UCGCCGGCUGGGGGAGCCGCCUCCCGCUCGUCCCCGCGGGCCCCUUUGUGCUGCUGCUGCCGCUGCUGCUGCUCCGGAGCUGCCUCAGCCAGGCGGCGGCUGCGUCACGGCCCCGGCGCUGCGGCCGCCCCGAGCCACCCGCGGAGCGAGAGCCGCGCCUCGCCCCCCUCUCCGCCAUCGCUGCGCCCCGAGCCAGGGCCGGCAGCCGGCGCAGAAAAAUCCCUCUAUCCUGGAAGAAUGGUGAAACUGGGGAAUAAUUUCAGCGAGAAGAGCACAAAGCAGCCCCUUUUGGAGGAUGGAUUUGACACCAUCCCCCUGAUCACACCCCUGGAUGUCAAUCAGCUCCAGUUCCCACCUCCUGAUAAGGUUGUGGUCAAAACAAAAACAGAGUAUGAGCCUGACCGCAAGAAGGGAAAGUUCCGUACUCCUAAAAUAGCUGAAUUCACAAUCAGCAUCACUGAAGGGGUUUCAGAAAGAUUUAAGGUAACUGUGCUGGUCCUUUUUGCCCUUGCAUUCUUAACAUGUGUUGUAUUUCUGGUAGUCUACAAGGUUUACAAGUAUGAUCAUACCUGUCCAGAAGGAUUUGUUUUCAAGAAUAAUCAGUGCAUUCCAGCUGGGUUGGAAAACUACUACUCUGAACAAGACUCCAGCGCUCGAGGGAAAUUUUACACGGUCAUAAACCACUACAACCUGGCCAAACAAACCAUCACGCGCUCCGUGUCCCCGUGGAUGACAGUACUGUCAGAAGAGAAACUGUCUGAACAGGAGACUGAAGCUGCUGAGAAAUCAGCUUAGUAUGAUAAGCUAAUUAUUAAAACUAUGUCAUUUGAAGGUAACUAAGGGACUUCAAGGAACUUUUCAUUAAAUAUAAUUAUGGAUAAUUUAGAGGUUACUCAUGUUUAUGGUGUAACUGCUUCUGUUUGCUGAUACUGCUUUGCAAAAAAAAAAAAAAAAAGUGAAAACAAAAACUUGCUGCAGAACAUUCAUGGGCAUAACCCCAGGUGCAUAUCAGCAUUGCUGUAGAGCUUUGACACCAUUUUCAAUGUUAAAAAAAAAUGUUAGAUAUGUUCUUGCAGUUUAUUGGAUACUGAUAGAUUUUGUCACUGGAUCUUCAGGGCUUGGACCUUAGAUAAAUCACGUGUUCUGUUGUCUGAACAGAUACUUAAUUUAUUAAGUUUUUGAAUUCUUUGUCAUUUUGCAAACUGAAACACCCCAGCCAUAACUAGAGUGAUCUCUUGUCUAGCUGAAAGCUGUAAGUAAUGUUUAGUUUGGGCUCAAGCAAGAAUGAUAGUCAGCACUGACAUCGGGGCAUAAUGUAAUGACUUGUAUGGAGAAAGAAACUGUCAGGUCGCAUUUUUCCUUACAUUUCCUUUCCUGUUUUUGUAAGUGAUAAUGAAGUUCUCUGCAACAAGGCAUGCUCAAUGUUUUCUUAUUGCUGUCAGCAGGAUUUAACUGCAUUUCCACUGUGGCUUUAGCAUCUUGGUAAGGAUGUGCACUGAAACACAAACUAGAUAGACUUAUGGAAAAACACAGGCAGUUUUAGUGGUGGGUGUUGAGGAUAGUGUAAAAAAUAUACAGUUCAGGAUGUUCUAAUGAGAAAUAACAUCUUUUGAUCAUACUAAAGAGGCAGAAAGUCUAUUCACAGUACAUGUAGUCCACUAUGUCAUUUGUUGGAUACAACUGAAGGAGUAAUAUGUCUAAAUUUUCUCCUGUAUUACAUCACAUUUUCCCUUUUUAUUAGUUAGAGCUUUCUGUUUAUGUAUGGUUUGCAGUUUGAUACUUUUUAAAACAUGGAGCAUCACAAGUGAAACAGUAGUGUGUUAGAUACCACAACUGGCUGUUAAAGCUCCAUGUGAAAGAGAGUGAAGAGUAGAAGAACUGUUUGUGUAUGGCUUGGGAGGAGAAAAGAUGUAGAAGAACAUAGUAUUGUGGAUGCACGUUAAAGUUCCAUUGUAAUUACAAACUUACCUAUUCUUUGUGUGAAAUCAUGUUUUCAUUUUUAUUAUAAAUCUUAAAUAUACAUUAUAAAAAGACAUCUUAUUAAUUUAACAUACAAAAGUGUGUGAAGCAUCUGGGCAAGCAAGUUGCCUUUUUAUUCAUGUAACUUGAAUGGGACAAGGGAGAGUGGACAUGUCAAAAGUUCCUUUUUUUUAAGGGGAAAACAUCAGUAAAAGCUGUUUCUCAAGAUUUGUAGUAGAACAAAUGUGGUCAGAUCUACUUCUGUUUUUCCAGCAGAAGCCUGUCAUCCCAAUACAGUAAAAAUAACUAUUAUGACUCAGUGCUCUAAAUUUGAUAGGAAAUGUGCAUUACGCAGUGCAGCUGUGAAAGGCUUUUUAUUAAGUCAUCAUGGUAUGUGGAAUGCCUAAGAAGCAAUAAACUAUGUGCCAUAUUUUUCUUUGGAAUUAAAAAUAUCAAGCUUAUGUGAAGAUCUUUAAAACAUACCAUAUUUGCAUUUUCUAACAGGUAUCUGCUUUAUUGAAUAUAAUUGAUUCACAUGUAACUUUUGACAUUUUCACUCUGUGCAUAGUAAAGAAUAAGAAUGAUGCUACCUGUUGCAUAAAACGUAUAGACAUAUACAUUUCAGAAGAGAGAUAGGAAAACACACACAUUUCACAUCAGCAUACUUAUAGAGGACAUUCAGAUUUUACAGGAUGGAAAGGUCUGUUUCCCAAGACUGUUCUAAAUAGAAGUGAUUCACGAUUCAUCUCCUCCCCUUAAAUUUAGGACAAUAAAAACUUUAAUGCAAAAGGAAA